This is a messenger RNA of Lepus europaeus (European hare), 2136 nucleotides long. It is a transcript of the gene PIM2, whose product is annotated as Pim-2 proto-oncogene, serine/threonine kinase. NCBI's taxonomy places the organism in Eukaryota, Metazoa, Chordata, Mammalia, Lagomorpha, Leporidae. Gene Ontology annotation, molecular function: ATP binding; protein serine/threonine kinase activity. The coding region runs from base 304 to 1239 and encodes 311 amino acids. The record is from RefSeq and is a predicted model, not a curated record. Gene Ontology annotation, cellular component: cytoplasm. Gene Ontology annotation, biological process: regulation of mitotic cell cycle; negative regulation of apoptotic process; protein autophosphorylation. The transcript is spliced from 6 exons.
GGGCUGGCUCCGAUUGGCUGGGGUACAGCAGGUGCCUCGUCCGGAUUGAUCAAAGCCAGGUGGGCGGGGCCGUCGCCCAGGGCGACUCUCCCGGGAGGCGCGUGCCCCAGCUCAGUAGCACUGGGGCUGGCGCGCGCAGCGAAUCUUAACGCUGCGCCGUCUGUGGACGCUUCCGGGCCACCGGUUUCCCUGCCUUCCACCCUGGCGCCCCCCAGCCCUGGCUCCCCGGCUGCCCUGCCCCGGGCGUCCACGCCCUGCGGGCUCAGCGGAUUCAGCGGGCUCAAUCUGCGCAGCACCUCCUCCAUGUUGACCAAGCCUCUGCAGGGGCUCCCCGCGCCCCCGGUGACCCCCACGCCGCCGCCAGGAGGCAAGGAUCGGGAAGCGUUCGAGGCCGAGUACCGACUUGGCCCCCUCCUGGGUAAGGGGGGAUUUGGCACGGUCUUCGCGGGACAUCGCGUCACAGAUCGACUCCAGGUGGCCAUCAAAGUGAUCCCACGGAAUCGUGUGUUGGGCUGGUCCUCCUUGUCUGACUCAGUCUCGUGCCCACUCGAAGUGGCACUGCUCUGGAAGGUGUGUGCAGGUGGUGGGCACCCUGGUGUCAUCCGCCUGCUCGACUGGUUUGAGACACCUGAGGGCUUCAUGCUGGUCCUCGAGCGGCCUCUGCCGGCCCAGGAUCUCUUUGACUACAUCACAGAGAAGGGCCCGCUGGGGGAAGGCCGAAGCCGCAGCUUCUUUGGCCAGGUGGUGGCAGCUGUCCAACACUGCCACGCCCGUGGAGUCGUCCACCGGGACAUCAAGGACGAGAACAUCCUGAUAGACCUACGCCGGGGCUGCGCCAAGCUCAUCGAUUUUGGUUCGGGUGCCCUGCUUCAUGAUGAACCUUACACUGACUUUGACGGGACAAGGGUGUACAGCCCGCCGGAGUGGAUCUCCCGACACCAGUACCACGCACUCCCAGCCACUGUCUGGUCCCUGGGCAUCCUCCUUUAUGACAUGGUGUGUGGGGACAUUCCCUUCGAGAGGGACCAGGAGAUUUUGGAGGCUGAACUCCAUUUCCCGGGCCAUGUCUCCCCAGACUGCUGUGCCCUGAUCCGCCGGUGCCUGGCCCCUAAACCCUCUUCCCGACCGUCACUGGAGGAGAUCCUGCUGGACCCCUGGAUGCAAACACCAGCUGAAGAUGCACCCCUCAACCCCCCCAAAGGAGGUCCCACCCCCUUGGCCUGGUCCCUGCUGCCCUAGUCCUGGCCAGGCCCCCCUAGUGAUCAUAAUAGCCAUCCCAUGGCCAUGCCACAGGGAUAGACGGACAUCUGUUGACCUGGUUUUACAGGUCACUAACAAUCCAGUGUUACUAAGGUCGGGGGGAUGGGGGGGUCUCCGGGGUCAGAAGACAAGCCAGGUCUGCCCAGUCCCCAUCCCAGUCCUGUGAAGGAGCCUUUCUCCCAGGACCUGUGGCCCCUUGUUCUGAAAUUCACUCCAUUCUGAGGCCUAAGACUCUUCAUUCUACUGAGUUGUCAGCCCCGUACGGGUACCUCCUGUGACCACCACACACACUUGGUUCAGAUGCUCUUACGUGGGCGAAGGGUGCUUUCCUGUCAGUGCCCCAGCAGCUCUGAAGUUAGCAAAGGGACCCUUUCCCCAGCCUGGGGUCCUCUGUUGGGUCAAGCUGCUCACCUACCUCAGCCCAGGAUUUCUGAUUCUGGGGGAGGUAAUGCCCAAUUGUUAUCCCAGGGCGCGUGCGCUCUCUCUUUCUCUCUCUGUUUUGUUUGGUUUUGGUUUUGGUUUUGGUGAUGGGACCCUACUUUGUUAUCCCAAGUGCUCUUAUUCUGGUGAGAACAACCUACUCCCAUGAUCUGGGAAGGAAGGCAGAUGGACACCACCGGCCACCACCAGACAUUAGGACGGCACAGUUGGUUUCUUGGGAGAUGGGCUGGGGAAAUGAGUUGUGCUGAGUGUUCUCUUUGGGGCACCCUCUCCACCUUUUGCCUCCUCCUGAGCCAGGAUUAUCCAGUUGCUAAAAUGUAAAUACUUAUGUAUUGGGCGGUGGGGAGUUGCAAGUGUGCCCUCUUCUCCCUUCUCCCCCUGCCUGGAUUAUUUAAAAAGCCAUGUGUGGAAACUCACUAUUUAAUAAAAGUAAUA